AUGGACGUCGAAUCAGCGUCUUCUUCGUUGAUUGAAGAAUCUGAAUCGAUAUCAUCGCCGUCGAUCGGAAAAACGACAGAGACCAAGUCAAUUGUGGUGCAAAAACAGAACCCGCCAUCCUCCCUCACAGCUUUAAUACCGAUGUUAUACCCUAUGGCUGUACUCGGGUUCAUCUUCUCGUUGAGUAGUCAGUCUAAAUUGAGUGGAAUGAGAAGCGAACUGGAUCACGUCAAAGGGCUGCUUGCUGUCCUUCAACAACAGGUCCAAGAACUGCAGGGCAACAGUAACAGUUAG
Messenger RNA from Kwoniella shivajii, 294 nucleotides. RefSeq lists its product as uncharacterized. The transcript has a single exon. Bases 1 to 294 code for a protein of 97 amino acids. The record is from RefSeq and is a predicted model, not a curated record. Lineage: Eukaryota; Fungi; Basidiomycota; Tremellomycetes; Tremellales; Cryptococcaceae.